Molecule: messenger RNA, 374 nt
Organism: Lagenorhynchus albirostris (white-beaked dolphin)
Lineage: Eukaryota; Metazoa; Chordata; Mammalia; Artiodactyla; Delphinidae
Gene: MYMX
Product: myomixer, myoblast fusion factor
Exons: 2
Coding region: 86-343 (85 amino acids)
Biological process (GO): skeletal muscle organ development; myoblast fusion
Cellular component (GO): endoplasmic reticulum membrane; plasma membrane; Golgi membrane
Source: RefSeq, a predicted model, not a curated record
CUGAUGCUAAGCGGCAGUCCCUGCUGGUGAGGAGGGAGCAGGAAAGGCAAGCCUAGAGUCUAGAUCGCCUUGGAAGUCACUGGCCAUGCCCACUCUGCUGCUCCCGCUGCUGCUGCUGCGGACGCUGCUGGCCCGCCUGCUGCUGCCUGCUGCCCGCCUUGCCCGCCGGCACUUCCUGCCCCUGCUGCGCCGGCUGGUCCACCGCCUGGGCUCUCAGGAUAUGCGAGAGGCUUUGCUGGGCUGUCUGUUGUUUGUCCUCAGCCAGAGACACCCGCCGGAUGCUGGGGAGGCCUCCAGAGUGGCCCGCCUGGAGAGGAGGGACAGGCUAGCCUCCCAAAAAUGAGGCCAUGAAUCCUGGUAGCAGCUGUAUCCAC